Aspergillus steynii IBT 23096 is the source of this 952-nucleotide messenger RNA. RefSeq lists its product as uncharacterized. The coding region runs from base 161 to 814 and encodes 217 amino acids. The record is from RefSeq and is a predicted model, not a curated record. NCBI's taxonomy places the organism in Eukaryota, Fungi, Ascomycota, Eurotiomycetes, Eurotiales, Aspergillaceae. The transcript has a single exon.
AUUCGCAGGUCUGCCAAAGUGCUCACCCUCGGCCUGGCAGCUUCCCGCACGCAAGUGGACGUCUUCCGGGUUCUCCUUGAUCUCGGCGCUCGCAUCGACAUCCCAGGUCUUGAACGGAACGGUGUCCGCCGGCUCGUAGACGCCAUAACACGGCCAGUCGAUGGUGACUGGGAGAUCCUGCGUCUCUUUUACAAUGCGCACCUACAUAUCCAGGCCCUUCAGAUGUUACGAGGAGGCCCUGCAUUCCCGCGGAUACUCGGGUGAAGUCCUCGCCCGUUGCGAAACCGCUUAUACCCGCUGGGUAGGAGCGUAUACCCUUCGGAGCAACGACCUGUUGAGAGAGUGGAAAAAAUGGCCAUCCGAAGGUCGUGACCCGGACGAAGUGCGUUCAACUCUGCGUGUUCAUCUACUUGACUACUUGAUCAAGGAUCUCGGGAAUUCUCCCACAACUCUCCUCACACAGUACAUUCUCGCUAGAGGGGAGCUCAUUGACCGAGAAGAGGAGACCACAUACACUGUGAUUGAGUACCUCCUCACCGAAGGGGGCAAUAUCAAUGCACCGGUCGCAGAGGAUGGCUGCACCGCGCUGCAUCGUCUGUGUCAGACGUACCGUACUCGCAUCGAGGCGUGGGAAAGUAUUUCGACAGAUGCUGUGAAAGCGCAAAGGGAAUUCUUCCGGUUCCUGAUUCAUAAGGGCGCAGAUUGGUCGAUUGUCAUCGGUGGUCGGACGGCGUGGGAUAUGCUGGUUAAAGAUGCUGCGAGUUGUUACGGCCAAUUGGGGGACUGGGAGAGGGUUUUAAAAUCAAUACGUUAACCGGAAGUCCAAAUCCUACACAAUAUAUACCUCGUAACCAGCGAAAUCCCUCCGCACACUGUUUAUACGUUCCUUCUAACCCUUAUAGUCGUUUCCAGCAGCCCAAUAGACUCUAACAUCAGCACUAGCAUAAUCGGC